Messenger RNA from Truncatella angustata, 1335 nucleotides. Its product is annotated as major facilitator superfamily domain-containing protein. Gene Ontology annotation, molecular function: transmembrane transporter activity. Gene Ontology annotation, cellular component: fungal-type vacuole membrane. Gene Ontology annotation, biological process: transmembrane transport. Lineage: Eukaryota; Fungi; Ascomycota; Sordariomycetes; Amphisphaeriales; Sporocadaceae. The transcript has 5 exons. The record is from RefSeq and is a predicted model, not a curated record. The coding region runs from base 1 to 1335 and encodes 444 amino acids.
AUGCAAGGCGGAGUGCAUCAAGGUAUCGUCCGUCGUCAAGUCUUGCCCCACACUCCUGUUUCUCCACUCGAAAUUCAGUCGGACUCUGAACUCGAUCAUGUGCUUGAGGCUUCGCGCAUUGCCGACAACGAGGCACCCGACGGCGGGCGUGGCUGGGUAGUAGUUGCAGCCUGCGCAGUCGUCACCUGGUGGUUUGUCGGCACCAGCUACAGCUGGGGAGUGAUGCAGAAUGAGUUGGUGGCUGAGGGUGUCGGUUCUGCCGCCACAUUAGCGUUCGUGGGCUCAUUGUCUGCCGCUUUGAUUAGUGCGCUGGCGAUCGUGAACGCCCGUAUCGUUCGACGCCUAGGCUCGCGCCGUACGGCCAUGAUUGGCAUCUCGUUUGUCGGCCUUUCUGCGCUGACGAGCAGUUUUGCAGUCAAAAAUAUUGGUGGCCUGUUCUUUACCAGUGGAGUUCUUCUUGGACUUGGGCUUGGCCUUUGCUUCAUGACUGUUUCGAUUACCCCAGCUCAGUACUUCAACCGUAAACGGGGACUCGCAAAUGGAAUCGUGUUCGCUGGAGGUGGUCUUGGCGGUGCUGUCACAAGUUAUGCCUUGGACAUCCUCAUCCAAAAAUUCGGCUUGGCUUGGACUUAUCGGAUCCUUGGCUUCGCAACUUUGAUGACCGGCUUGCCAGCAGCAUGGUUCAUCCAAGAACGUGUGGCGAUACGCACCGGGGUUCUUAUCGAAUGGCGUCUGUUCCAAGAUACAGGCUUUCUUCUGAUAUUCACAGCUGGUGCUCUUGGAACCUUUCCUCUCUUCGUUCCGCCGUUCUUCAUACCGCUCUAUGCCAGUUCCAUGGGGCUCUCGUCAAGUACCGGGGCCGCACUCUUAGCAGCAUUCAACUUCUCUUCUGCUAUCGGACGAAUCCUCUGUGGAUACUGCUGCGAUAAGCUGGGCGCGUUGAAUACUCUUCUGGUCUCUCUCAUGCUCACUGCAGCUAGUAUGCUAGCAUUGUGGCCCAUUUCAACUACUCUGGCACCUUUGGCUGUAUUCGUGAUUUUGAACGGUGCCGCUAACGGCGGAUUUUUUGCGACUAUGCCCACUGUCGUUGGGAAAACCUUUGGAUCCGCUCGCGUCUCCGUCGCAAUGGGCAUGGUUGUCACAGGAUGGGUCGGGGGAUAUUUGAUGGGGGCACCGAUUGCUGGCUAUCUGCUAGAUGCCUAUGGCGGAAGUGAUUCUGGCUUGCAGCCGUAUCGUCCGGCCAUGUUCUACGCUGGAUCUCUCGCACUCGGCGCGGCUGGUCUAGUUGCGUCUAUGCGAUUCCGCGUGACAAGGAAGAUCUUUGCGCGCAUUUGA